This is a messenger RNA of Carlito syrichta (Philippine tarsier), 3105 nucleotides long. RefSeq names its product WD repeat- and FYVE domain-containing protein 4. Lineage: Eukaryota; Metazoa; Chordata; Mammalia; Primates; Tarsiidae. The record is from RefSeq and is a predicted model, not a curated record. The transcript is spliced from 23 exons. Gene Ontology annotation, molecular function: protein binding. The coding region runs from base 145 to 2877 and encodes 910 amino acids.
UUUGUGUCAUGUAUAGAGAACUAUAGAAGAAGAGGACAGGAACUAUAUGCUUGUUUAUUCAAAGACCAUGUACAGAGGCAGAAAUGUGGCAAUGUCAAGGCAGCUAACGCCUGGGCCAGGAUCCAGGAGCAGCUUUUUGGGGAGAUGGGCUUGUGGGGCCAGGAGGCAGAAGCCACACCCUACUCCAGGUGGGAACUCGACUGGAGAGAAGGACCUGCUCGCAUGAGGAAGCGCAUCAAACGCUUGUCUCCACUGGAGGCCCUGAGCCCAGGAAAGUACAAGGAAAACCAAGACAAAAAUGAUAAUAUUUCUCAAACAAAUGUUGAAAACCAAGAUGAACUGACACCAAAGGAGCUUGAGAGUGAGCCAGAUGAGGUGGCAGUGGACUGCACCCAGCUGACAUUCUUCCCUGCUUUACAUGAAAGUCUGCACUCAGAAGAUUUCUUGGAACUGUGUCGGGAGAGACAAGUUAUUUUACAAGAGCUUAUUGAUCAAGAAAAGGUAACACAGAAGUUCUCCCUGGUGAUUGUGCAGGGCCACCUAGUCUCGGAAGGUGUCCUUCUCUUUGGCCAACAGCACUUCUACAUCUGUGAGAACUUCACACUGUCUCCCACAGGCGAUGUCUAUUGCACCCGCCACUGCUUAUCCAAUAUCAGCGACCCGUUCAUUUUCAACAUGUGCAGCAAAGACAGGUCCGCUGACCAUUACUCGUGUGAGCGCUAUGGCUAUGGAGACAUGCGGGAGCUCCAGCAGGCCCGCUUCCUCCUGCAGGACAUUGCCCUGGAGCUCUUUUUCCGAAAUGGAUAUUCCAAGUUUCUUGUUUUCUACAACAGUGAUCGGAGUAAGGUCUUUAAAAGCUUCUGCUCUUUCCAACCUAGCCUGAAGGGGAAAGUUGUCCCAGAGGAUCCCCUCAAUCUAAGGAGAUACCCUGGCUCCGACAAGACAAUGCUGCAGAAGUGGCAGAAAAGGGAGCUCAGCAAUUUUGAGUAUCUUAUGUACCUCAACACCAUGGCUGGGAGGACCUACAGUGACUACAUGCAGUACCCAGUAUUCCCCUGGGUCCUCGCGGACUACACCUCAGAGACGUUGAACUUGGCAAAUCCCAAGACUUUCCGGGAUCUUUCAAAGCCCAUGGGAGCUCAGACCAAGGAAAGGAAGCUGAAAUUUAUCCAGAGGUUUAAAGAAGUUGAGAAAACUGAAGGAGACAUGACCGUCCAGUGCCACUACUGUACUCACUACUCCUCGGCCAUUAUUGUUGCCUCCUACCUCGUCCGGAUGCCACCCUUCACUCAGGCAUUUUGUGCUCUGCAGGGCGGAAGCUUCGAUGUGGCAGAUAGAAUGUUCCACAGUGUGAGGAGCACAUGGGAAUCUGCCUCCAGAGAAAACAUGAGUGAUGUCAGGGAGCUAACCCCGGAGUUCUUCUACCUGCCUGAGUUCCUUAUCAACUGCAACUCUGUGAAGUUCGGCUGCAUGCAGGACGGGACAGCACUGGGGGACGUGCAACUCCCUCCCUGGGCUGAUGGGGACCCUCGGAAAUUCAUCAGCUUGCACAGACAGGCUCUGGAAAGUGACUUUGUCAGUGCCAACCUUCACCAUUGGAUAGACCUCAUUUUUGGGUACAAGCAGCAAGGGCCAGCUGCAGUGGAGGCCAUUAAUACCUUCCAUCCCUACUUCUAUGGUGAUAAAAUGAACCUCAGCAGCAUUGUUGAUCCACUGAUCAAGAGCACUGUCCUGGGUUUUGUCAGCAACUUUGGACAGGUGCCCAAACAGCUCUUUACUAAACCCCACCCAGCCAGGACCAUAGCAGGGAAGCCUCCACCUGGAAAGGAUGUCUCCACACCUGUGAGCCUGCCUGGCCACCCACAGCCCUUUUUCUACAGUCUACAGUCUCUGAGGCCCUCCCAGGUCACGGUUAAAGAUAUGUACCUUUUCUCCCUAGGCUCAGAGUCUCCCAAAGGGGCCAUCGGCCACAUUGUCCCUACUGAGAAGACCAUCUUGGCUGUGGAGAAGAACAAGAUACUGUUGCCUCCUCUCUGGAACAGGACCUUCAGCUGGGGCUUUGACGACUUCAGCUGCUGCCUGGGAAGCUAUGGCUCUGACAAGAUCUUGAUGACAUUUGAGAACUUGGCUGUCUGGGGCCACUGUCUGUGUGCUGUGUGCCCUUCACCUACCAUGAUUGUCACCUCUGGGGCCAGCACCGUUGUGUGUGUGUGGGAGCUCAGCAUGACCAAAGGCCGCCCCAGAGGCUUGCGCCUCAGGCAGACUUUGUACGGUCACACACAGGCGGUCACAUGCCUGGCAGCAUCGGCCGCCUUCAGCCUCCUGGUGAGUGGCUCCCAGGACUGUACCUGCAUCCUGUGGGAUUUGGACCACCUCAUCCAUGUGACCCGCCUACCUGCCCACCGGGAGGGCAUCUCAGCCAUUGCCAUCAGUGACAUCUCGGGCACCAUUGUCUCCUGUGCUGGAGCCCACUUGUCCCUAUGGAAUGUCAAUGGACAGCCCCUGGCCAGCAUCACCACAGCCUGGGGUCCAGAAGGAGCCAUAACCUGUUGCUGCAUGAUAGAGGGGCCAGCAUGGGACACAAGCCAUGUCAUCAUCACUGGAAGUCAAGAUGGCAUGGUCCGGAUUUGGAAGACUGAAGAUGUGAAGAUGUCUGUUCCUGGGCGGGUAGCAGUAGAGGAGCCUCCAAGCCCAAGAGGUCACAAAUGGGAGAAGAACCUUGCCCUGAGUCGAGAGCUGGAUGUCAGCGUUGCUUUGACUGGGAAACCCAGCAAGAACAGACCUGCCGUGACGGCUCUGGCCGUGUCCAGAAACCAGACCAAACUCCUGGUUGGCGAUGCAAAGGGGAGAAUUUUCUGCUGGUCUACAGAUGGCUAGGAAGAAAGAGGCAGUUGGGGCUCUGGCAUAGCAACACCAGGUGGAAGACAGCAGAAGUGACAAAGCGUCUAGACUCUGUCUGCAAAGGAAAUCUGCAGGACCUCCCCUCAUGGCUCUCUAGGAAGGAGCUUCUGGCAAUCGAGGCUGUGCACCCCAACCCUCUCCAUGGCCCAUGGGACUUUUGUACAAAGGAUGACAGCGCACAUUCCAGGGUCUGCAAGCAGCAUG